AUGUUACACAGCAAUCUUGUAGUUGUUGGCAUGAGCUUUAAAAGACGUCGGAAUUUAGCCUUUGGUUUUUCACUUUCUGGUAUAGGUGGAGGACUUUUUGUCUUGGCACCAUUGAUGCAGUUAACAUUGGAUUUCUACGGCCCAGUGGGAUUUUUUAUAACUUUGGCAACAUCUGCUGAUGUAGUCACAUUUGGAGUUAUGUAUUUUCCCAGUAAACUUGAGCUGUAUACCCAAAACAUGCAGAAAUUGGAAGCGAAAUUUAACAAUUCAAGGGAUGCAUCCAGUAAUUCUUUAAAAGUUUAUUGUAAGGCUCUGUUUAUCAAACCAAUUGUGUGGCUUUGCAUUAGUAUGUUUGCUUAUGGCACCGGAUUAUAUACUAUAUAUUUAUACCUUCCAACAUAUAUUGAAGAGACGGGCUUUACAGGUAUGCAAGCCUCGUUCUUUCUUUCAUUAAAUGGAAUUAUAUCCGUGGUUGCUCGAUUGAUGACCGGAGCGAUUGCAACCAUCAAAUAUGUUGAUGAAAUAUGGUUAUAUCCCGGUUACAUGUUUGUUGUCGCUUUGGUGACAUUCAUAUAUCCUUUCAUAUCAAACAGUUUUGUAGGACAAAUAGUGUUUGCUUCUUUAAUCGGUUUGUCCUCUGGCAGCUGUUAUAUUAUGAUGACACCAGUUAGUAUACGGUUUGUGGGUAUAAAGUUUGUAUCGGCUUCGUUUGGAAUUCAGCUGUUUUUCUGCGAUAUAGGAUCGAUUGUUGGACCAGUGUGCGCCGGUACUAGUUGUUUACGCAGAAAUAGCAAAUUUACACUUUUUCAAAUUUCACGAUCAGGAAUUCUAGUCGACAACGGCGGGACAUACAAGCAGUGUUUCAUCAUCGCAGCAGCAAGCAUACUUGUGGCAGCAAUUUCUAGCGCUUCAACUAUUGCCUGCAUCUCCAAGCCUAUAGAAAGUGAAUACACUGACAAACAUGUGAACACUGAAGCUGGCGAAUUACUCAAUGUAAAUGAAAGAGAAACAAAUUUUUAA
Molecule: messenger RNA, 1020 nt
Organism: Mercenaria mercenaria
Lineage: Eukaryota; Metazoa; Mollusca; Bivalvia; Venerida; Veneridae
Product: monocarboxylate transporter 13-like
Exons: 3
Coding region: 1-1020 (339 amino acids)
Biological process (GO): transmembrane transport; monocarboxylic acid transport
Molecular function (GO): monocarboxylic acid transmembrane transporter activity
Source: RefSeq, a predicted model, not a curated record